AUGGAUUUAUUCGGUGCUACUGAUGGGCUUCUGGGGGUGUUUGGGUCGCAACAGAGCAAUUUUUCAAUGUAUCUGACCACGAUGCAGUUGGCUCUGAAAUCUCUCAUGUUUGUCUCUGGUGUUCUGUCAGGCAAUACGCCUCCUACAGACCUAUCUGUGACGCCAAUCCCAAGCUAUGUCCUCGAAUACGCACCUCUCAUCUGGCUCCAUAGUCAAGAUCCCUAUAGACCCUCCGAUAUUGCCCAGCAGCUCGUUCAUACCACGCCCAUGAUUAACUGGACGGCCGUGCAAGACCUUCCCGCGCCGGUAACGCUUAGCAACCUGGACAGUCUCAACGAGCACGGAAACACCAGCGUCUUCUUGACGUCGAAGGAAGGCAUCGAUGCUGAUCCGCAGCCGGCGUGGUUGUAUGGCGAUACUUUCGAUCAGAACAAUAACACUGGGGAUGCUGUUUCGUCAGUGGUUAUCACUCGUGAUCAUGGGAAUGGCACACUUGAUGCGUUCUACUUUUACUUUUAUGCGUACAAUGAGGGAAACACGGUUCUGGGAAUGGAGUUUGGUAACCACAUAGGAGAUUGGGAACACAACAUGAUUCGCUUCCAAAACGCAACUCCAGAGGCAAUCUGGUACAGCCAGCACGCCAGUGGACAAGCAUUCACCUACGACGCCACAGAGAAACAAGGAAAGAGGCCCCUCGGCUACUCCGGAAAUGGCACCCAUGCCACUUAUUCCACUCCCGGCAACCACGACCACACAAUCCCCGGACUCAACCUUCCCGCCGGCUUCCUAGUCGACAAAACCGACCGCGGCAUCCUCUGGGACCCCACCAAGUCCGCAUACGCAUACAGCUAUGAACCUGCCACAAAGACUUUCCAGGCAUACGACCCAAGCUUCCCGGUGAACUGGCUGUAUUAUAACGGACAAUGGGGGGAUGAUGCGCUGCCGGGGGGCCCAGAGUUGUUUGGGCAGAAGAAGUGGGCGGCAGGACCGAAUGGACCGAAGUUUAAGCAUUUGGAGAGGGAGGAGGUGUGUCCGUCGCAUCCGUGCGUUGUUUUGCCGUUUCGGUCAUGGCACGAAGGAGAGGGAGUGCCUGAUGCGAAGGGGGCGUUUGAUGAUUGA
This is a messenger RNA of Aspergillus chevalieri, 1119 nucleotides long. RefSeq lists its product as uncharacterized. NCBI's taxonomy places the organism in Eukaryota, Fungi, Ascomycota, Eurotiomycetes, Eurotiales, Aspergillaceae. Bases 1 to 1119 code for a protein of 372 amino acids. The record is from RefSeq and is a predicted model, not a curated record. The transcript is spliced from 6 exons.